This is a messenger RNA of Penicillium bovifimosum, 2124 nucleotides long. RefSeq names its product Zn(II)2Cys6 transcription factor. Gene Ontology annotation, cellular component: nucleus. NCBI's taxonomy places the organism in Eukaryota, Fungi, Ascomycota, Eurotiomycetes, Eurotiales, Aspergillaceae. The record is from RefSeq and is a predicted model, not a curated record. Bases 1 to 2124 code for a protein of 707 amino acids. Gene Ontology annotation, molecular function: sequence-specific DNA binding; DNA-binding transcription factor activity, RNA polymerase II-specific; zinc ion binding. The transcript has 9 exons. Gene Ontology annotation, biological process: DNA-templated transcription; positive regulation of transcription by RNA polymerase II.
AUGCCUCCAGCUUCUAGCCAGGGGAAACUGAAGAAGUGCCAGAAGGCCUGUGAGCGAUGUCGGUCAAUGAAGGUCAAGUGCUCGGGCAUAAGCCCUUGCACAAGAUGUGCUCGAAGGAACAAGCCCUGCCACUUUCCAGUUGAGGAACUUCGGAUAUCAGUGUCAGAACGGUACUUGCGAGAGCUAGAGGGGCAGAUAUCCAGAAGCGAAAAUUCACGGCGACGUGGGUCAGUAGCGCCUCUUGGUCACAGUGUCCAAGACGGCACACUGCCGGGAGAUGAGGAUGCUGAUAUUCCUCUAACUCCUCAAGAAUCGAGUAUACCGCGAGACACUCCAGCUCAUACUGGAUGGCGCUCAAUGCAGAAUGGGACAGGGCAAUCCCUGCAUACCCCGGAGACUCCCCGGAGAAGGGAUGAGAUUGAUAAAGAAGUCGAACAAGACACUCAUAGAUCGAGAUUUUCUCGAAAUCCUCUUGUUGAUGAGGACCCAUCCUUUGCACAAACUCCAGAUGGCAGGUUAUGGUACAUGGGACCAAGUUCAUCAUGGUCCUUUUGUCGUCGUGUCCUUGCCCUGAUAGGAAGGAAAUUGCCAGAAUCAAACUCUCUGCCAGAUCCACUACAUGUUGACGGUAUGGCUUACAGGUUGACCUGGCGGCCAUCUCCUCUGGAUGAGGUACCUGAUGUCACCAAUCUGCCACCGUUGGAUUAUGCACUAUUCUUGUUCAGAACUGUCCAGUACUACUUUGGUUGUCUUUCUUUCAUGUUCGAUGAACAUGACUAUUUACGAAACCUGCAUGAGUUCUACCGUGACCCACCUGCCAUAGCCGCUACCAAGAGAUCUUGGUAUUGUCAAUAUUUGCUUGUUCUUGCCUUCGGGAAAGCUUUUUUGACACAAAGAAGUCCAUCUGGUACACCACCUGGUCAUCAAUACGCAUCGCGGGCUAUGGCUCUGUUGCCCAGUUUGUCAGGUGAUGACAAAGACCCCUUGGGGGGUAUACAGGCACUGAGCCUUGCAGCGGUGUAUCUUCAAUCAAUCGAUAUGAGAUGCGCGGCAUUUCAACACAUUGGACAGGCCUUACGUGGUUGCAUUCUCGAAGGGAUACACAGACAUGUACCAGAGGAGAUGGGUGGACCAGAUCUCUCCAAACGAUGCAGAACUAUCUUCUGGGUGGUUUACUUACUCGAUAGAGAGUUCUCUGCUUUGGUUGGUGCGCCCAGCUCGAUCAGAGAUGAUGAUAUUACAGUCAAAUUGCCAGCAGAGAUGGAUAAUUCAGUAGAACAUGUCAACCUAACGUUGCAUGUGCGACUUUCUCGGCUUAUGGCCACCAUUAUGACGACUGUUUACGGAGUUGGCAAUUAUUUCAACGACACACUUGUUCGAAGCACACAGUCUGUUAUUUACAGCAUGGCUGAACUUUCUCACGACCUGACCGAAUUUCUAAAUACUUAUUUCCACGGACUGAUCAGCCGUGCCUCUAAAAUGGCCAUUCGUCUAAUGUUGGCACAUCAUCAUUGCGUGGUACUUACGACGAGACCGCUCGUGAUGUGCGCCCUCCACAUGCAUAUUGAACAUAUCGAACGAACACAGAGACAGACGUCCCAAAUAAUAGGAUUAGCUCCACCCGUUGCGUCGCUGUUACAGUGCUGUGCCGAUUCAGCCCAGACUAUUCUCCAGACCCUUCGUACCCUGGCAGAUGAUGACUUGAUGGAUGCAUUUCUACCGUUUCAGAUAGAAGCCGCAUUCUCCGCUGGGUUUGUUCUGUACCUAAUGCAUUCAAUCACCCCGUCACUGAUAUUGAGUGAUACUUGGUGCGACAACCUGGAAUGCGUGUUGGAUAAACUUAUUGCAAAGGGCAAUUUAGCUGCCCCACUCCGAAAGCUUGAACUCAGGCAGCUGAAGGAAUUACUCGCACCCUUGACGCCCACAUUGGCUAAUGACAGUCUGCCACCAGCUCCUCUGCAAGAUGAGAACGAGAUCGGCGAGCAAUCCUAUUCCUUUGACCAGGAGGAGUUUGAGUGGGACAUGUUGGCAUUGAAAUCAACCGUCAGCCUUCCACCGCAAGAGCUGUGGGAUCUGGCAGAUCAAUUGGAUGUUGACGGGAUUCUGCAGUCAGUCGGGGUAUAG